Auxenochlorella protothecoides is the source of this 2391-nucleotide messenger RNA. Its product is annotated as Aconitate hydratase, mitochondrial. NCBI's taxonomy places the organism in Eukaryota, Viridiplantae, Chlorophyta, Trebouxiophyceae, Chlorellales, Chlorellaceae. The record is from RefSeq and is a predicted model, not a curated record. Gene Ontology annotation, biological process: tricarboxylic acid cycle. Gene Ontology annotation, molecular function: aconitate hydratase activity; 4 iron, 4 sulfur cluster binding. The coding region runs from base 1 to 2391 and encodes 796 amino acids. The transcript is spliced from 6 exons. Gene Ontology annotation, cellular component: cytosol; mitochondrion.
AUGCACUGCUGCAAGGCCGCCCAGCGGGCCCUGAACGGGGCUCGGGCCGGCAAGCUGUAUGGCCGCUUCUCCGUGAGCGCCAGCAUGUCCACAAAGGCGCCUAUGAGCCGUGUCGAGCCUGACGAGUUCGUGAACGACCGUUACGACGCCAUCGAGAAGAGGCUUGGGAUCGUGCGCGGCCGCCUGAACCGGCCCCUGACCUUUGCCGAGAAAGUGGUCUACGGUCACCUUGACGAGCCCGAGAGCCAGGAGAUCGAGCGCGGCGUCAGCUACCUGCGCCUGCGCCCUGACCGCGUGGCGAUGCAGGACGCCACCGCCCAGAUGGCGGUGCUCCAGUUCAUCUCCUCGGGCCUGCCCAAGACGGCGGUGCCCUCCACCAUCCACUGCGACCACCUGAUCGAGGGGACCACCGCCCCCCAGAGCGAGCGCGAGAACAAGUACGGCGGCGUGGCGGACCUCAAGUACGCCAACGUCACCAACAAGGAGGUGUACGACUUCCUGGCGUCCGCCGGGUCCAAGUACGGCAUCGGCUUCUGGAAGCCCGGCUCCGGCAUCAUCCACCAGAUCGUUCUGGAGAACUACGCCUUCCCCGGCUGCCUCAUGAUCGGCACCGACUCCCACACGCCCAACGGCGGCGGCCUGGGCGCGGCGGCCAUCGGCGUGGGCGGCGCCGACGCGGUGGACGUCAUGGCGGGCCUGCCCUGGGAGCUGAAGGCGCCCAAGGUGAUCGGGGUGCGGCUGGUCGGCAAGCCCUCGGCCUGGACCAGCCCCAAGGACGUCAUCUGCAGGGUGGCGGGCAUCCUGUCCGUCAAGGGCGGGACGGGGGCCAUCGUGGAGUACUUUGGCCCCGGCGUGGAGGCGCUGUCCUGCACCGGGCAGGCCACCAUCUGCAACAUGGGCGCGGAGAUCGGGGCCACCACCUCCAUGUUCCCCUUCAACAGCCGCCAGUACGACUUCCUGGUGGCCACCAACCGGCGCGAGAUCGCCGACCUGGCCGACUCCUUCCGCGACAACCUGAAGGCCGACUCCGGGGCCGAGUAUGAUCAGGUGAUCGAGAUCGACCUGUCCACGCUGGAGCCACAGGUCAACGGGCCCUUCACCCCGGACCUGGCCCACGGCAUCAGCGAGCUGGGUGACGCCGCGCGCGCCGCGGGCUGGCCCACCGAGAUCAGCGCCGGGCUGAUCGGCUCCUGCACCAACUCCUCCUACGAGGACAUGCAGCGCGCCGCGUCCAUCGCGCGCCAGGCCAUCAAGGCGGGCCUGAAGGCCAAGGUGCCCUUCACCAUCACCCCGGGUUCCGAGCAGAUCCGGGCCACCAUCGAGCGCGACGGCCUGAUCGAGGUGUUCGAGAAGGUGGGUGGCACCGUUCUCGCCAACGCCUGCGGCCCCUGCAUUGGGCAGUGGAAGCGGACGGAGGUGGCCAAGGGCGUGGCCAACACCAUCGUCACCUCCUACAACCGCAACUUUGCGGCGCGGAACGACGGCAACCCCGCCACCCAUGCCUUUGUCAUGUCUCCCGAGAUCGUGACUGCCUUCACCAUCGCGGGCGACCUGACCUUCAACCCGGAGAAGGACACGUUGGUGGGCAAGAACGGGGAGGAGAUCCUGCUGGAGCCGCCCACGGGCGACGACCUGCCCCCCCGCGGCUACGACCCGGGGGAGGAGACGUACCAGGCCCCCGCCGGGUCCAACGUGGAGGUGGUGGUUGACCCGCAGUCCAGCCGCCUGCAGCUGCUGGAGCCCUUCAAGGCCUGGGACGGGGAGGACGUGGAGGGCGCGUUGGUGCUGAUCAAGGCGCGCGGCAAGUGCACCACCGACCACAUCUCCAUGGCGGGGCCCUGGCUCAAGUACCGCGGGCACCUGGACAACAUCAGCAACAACAUGCUGAUCGGCGCGGUGAACGCGGAGAACGGCGAGGUGAACAGCGUGAAGAACCAGCUGACGGGCGAGUACGGCGGCGUGCCGGACGUGGCCCGCGCCUACAAGGCCGCGGGCGUGCGCUGGGUUGUGGUGGGUGACGAGAACUACGGCGAGGGGUCGUCGCGCGAGCACGCCGCCCUGGAGCCGCGCCACCUGGGCGCGGCCGCGGUGCUGGUCAAGUCCUUUGCCCGAAUCCAUGAGACCAACCUGAAGAAGCAGGGCCUGCUGCCCCUCACCUUUGCCGACCCUGCCGACUACGACAAGGUGGGGCCCUUUGACAAGAUCUCCAUCCGCGGCCUGAAGACCUUUGCCCCGGGCAAGCAGCUGACCGUGGCCGGAACGCGCCCCGACGGCUCCACCUACGAGUUCCCCGUCAACCAGACCUUCAACGACAACCAGAUCACCUGGUUCAAGCACGGCUCCGCGCUCAACGCCAUGGCCGCAAACCUCAAGUCCCAGGCCGAGAAGUGA